GCCAAGCUGACAACUGGUGGAUGCCGAUCCAUCGUGGAAACCUGUGAGCUUAGAGCUGCACAUUCGCUCGCAAUAAAACCCUAACCAUAGCCCUCUCUUCUCUUUCUCUUCCCAUUUCUGCGGCGCUCCAAAACCCUAAUCUUUCAGUCUGUGUAUAGCAGAUAGAGCAAUCGAGGUAAAGGAAAAUGAGCAAAGGCGGAGCAGCUGGUGGCGGUGGAGCCAAGGGGAAGAAGAAGGGAGCAACAUUUACAAUUGAUUGCGCGAAGCCAGUAGAGGAUAAGAUCAUGGACAUCGCCUCACUCGAGAAAUUCCUCCAAGAGCGAAUCAAAGUCGGCGGCAAGGCAGGCGCUCUCGGUGAUUCUGUCACUGUCACUCGCGAAAAGUCUAAAAUCACCGUCACCUCCGACUCUAACUUCUCCAAACGAUAUCUGAAGUAUUUGACAAAGAAGUACCUGAAGAAGCACAAUGUGAGGGACUGGCUUCGUGUUAUUGCUUCGAACAAGGACCGUAAUGUUUAUGAGCUGAGAUACUUUAACAUUGCUGAGAAUGAAGGCGACGAUGAAGAGUAAAUUGUGUUGCAUUCAUGUCUCAAUUUAUUUCGCUUCAAAGAAACUUUGUAGGCUUUCUUUGUUAUUUUGGAAUUAGAAAAAUGAACUUUUUGCUAGAGCAACCUGUUAUCCUCAAUGUUUGGGUGAUUGAGAUUUUUAAUUUUUUAAUCCAGAAAUGUUUGUCCCAAUCA
Ricinus communis (castor bean) is the source of this 739-nucleotide messenger RNA. RefSeq names its product 60S ribosomal protein L22-2. NCBI's taxonomy places the organism in Eukaryota, Viridiplantae, Streptophyta, Magnoliopsida, Malpighiales, Euphorbiaceae. The record is from RefSeq and is a predicted model, not a curated record. The transcript is spliced from 3 exons. Gene Ontology annotation, biological process: cytoplasmic translation. Gene Ontology annotation, molecular function: RNA binding; structural constituent of ribosome. Bases 186 to 569 code for a protein of 127 amino acids. Gene Ontology annotation, cellular component: ribosome.